UCUCCUGUCCCCCCAGGCAGACUCUGUGGCUCUGCACAUGAGCACAAUUGCAGCCUCCAAGAGGAGAUGCCAUGACCUUCACCUUCACAGCCCUGCUCUGUCUGGGACUGACUCUGGGCCUGGGGACCCCAGUGCUGGCAGGGGCCCUCCCUAAGCCUAUCCUCAGAGCACAACCAGACUCUGUAGUCUCUCAGCAUACUACUGUAAUCUUCUUGUGUGAGGGGACCACGGGAGCCAAAGAGUACUGUCUGCAUAAAGUUGGACACCAAUCUUUAAGCUGCACACAGAUUCCACAGAGUCCUAAGGACAAGGCUGAAUUCUCAAUCUCAAAAAUAGACUAUUACCAUGCAGGGCAAUAUCACUGUCAAUAUCGGACCCGUGAUGGCUGGUCAGAGUUCAGUGACUCCCUAGAGCUGGUGGUGACAGGAGUCUACAGUAAACCCAGCCUGUCAGCCCAGCCCAGCCCUGUGGUGACUGAAGGAGGGAAUGUCAGCCUCCAGUGUGUCUCAGGGCAGUCAUAUGACAGGUUCAUUCUGACUAAGGAAGGACCUCAGAAGCGCUCCUGGACACUGGACUCAGAGUAUAACUACUAUACCAGACAGAUCCAGGCCCUGUUCUCUGUGGGCCCUGUGACCUCCAGCCAAAGGUGGACAUUCAGAUGCUACAGCUUUAAUAUGAACAGACCACAGUUGUGGUCAGAACCUAGUGACCCCCUGGAGCUCCUGUUCUCAGGGACCCUCCACAAACCCACCAUCAAGGCUGAGCCAGCCUCUGUGGUCACCUCAGAAAGCCCCAUGACCAUCUGGUGUGAGGGGACCGUGGCUGCAGAAAUAUUUGUUCUGCAUAAAGAGGGAAGCCAAAAAUCCUGGAACACACAGACGCCAGAGAAGCCUGGGAACAAGGCUAAGUUCUUCAUCCCUUCUGUAACACAGCAGCAUGCAGGGCAAUAUCGCUGUUACUGUUACAGCUCAGCUGGCUGGUCAGAGCGUAGUGACACCCUGGAGACUGUGGUGAAAGGAAUCCACUACAGUAAACCCAGACUGACAGUCCUGCCCAGCCCUGUGGUGACCUCAGGAGGGAACGUGACUCUCCAGUGUGUCUCCCAGGAGGGAUAUGACAGGUUCAUUCUCACCAAGAAUGAUCAAAACUUUUUUAGGUCUCUGAACUCACAGUAUAUAUACCAUAUUAGGCAGUGGCAAGCCUUGUUCUCUAUAGAUCAUGUCAAACCAGACCACAGAGGGACAUUCAGAUGUUAUGGUUACUACAGCCACACUCCACAGUUGUGGUCAGUACCCAGUGAGCCCCUGGAAAUACACAUCUCAGGCCUGUCCAAGAAGCCCUCCUUGCUGACUCACCAAGGCCAUAUCCUGGACCCUGGGAAGAGCCUCACCCUGCAAUGUUGCUCUGACAUCAACUAUGACAGAUUUGCUCUGUACAAGGUGGGGGGAGCUGACCUCACCCAGCAUAGUGUCCAGUGGACGCAGAGUGGCCUCUCCUUGGCCAACUUCACACUACACCCUGUGAGCAGAACUACUGGAGGCCAAUACAGAUGCUAUGGUUCAAACAACCUCUCCUCCUCCGAGUGGUCAGCCUCCAGUGACCCCCUGGACAUCCUGAUCACAGGACAGCUUUCCUUCAGCCCUUCCCUCUCAGUGAAGCCUAACUCCACAGUACACUCUGGAGACAACGUGACCAUGCUGUGUCAGUCAACAUACAAAGUGGACACUUUCAUUCUGUCCAAGGAGGGAGCAGACCACCAACCCCAGCGACUAAAAUCAAAGUUUCACAUUUGGAAGUUCCAGGCAGAAUUCUCCAUGAGUGCUGUGACCUCUGCCCUCUCGGGCACCUACAGGUGCUAUGGUUCUCGGGACUCAUCUCCCUAUCUGCUGACACAAACCAGUGGCCCUGUGGAGCUCACUGUCUCAGGACCCACUGGAACCUCCAGCCUACCACCCGCAAAGUCCAUGCCAACAUACGGACUGGAAGGGUACCUGAAGGCUCUGGUCGGAGUCUCUGUGGCCUUCCUCCUCUUCCUCUUCAUCCUCAUCUUCCUCCUUCUCCGACGAAGGCAUCAGGGAAAAUUCAGGAAGGAUGCCCAGAAAGUUACAGAAUUGCAACUUCCUGCAGGAGCUGCAGGGCCUGUAACCAGAGACAGAGGCUCCCAGAAGAGAUCCAACCCAGCUGCUGCCAACCAGGAGGAAAACCUUUGUGAGAUGAAGAGGGUCCUGGGGAGGGAGAUGUAUGCUUCAGUGGAGGACACACAGCCUGAGGAUGGUGCCAACCUGGAGAGUUGGGCUGCUGAAUCCAAGGAGCCCCAGGAUGUGACCUAUGCCCAGCUGUGCACCAGGUCACUCAGACAGGGGAGAGCUGCACCUCCUCCCUCCCAGGCAGGGGACGCCCCAGAGGAGCCCACUGUAUAUGCUGCUCUGGCAGUCACUCGACAGGGUUCUGUUCCCAGCAACAAGGAGCAAUGACCCUCUGCCUGCCAGGAGACCGAACAGAGACCUCCAAGGGGUUCUGUGAACGUUGGGGAACCUGACUGCUUUUUAACUAACAUCAUACAUUUUGAAAAUGAAGCAGAUUUCUUGAUAAUCAUGUGAAAUGAGAAACUAAACAGAAGGGAAUGGUUUCACACUGAGUACUAGUUCUAAUGACAUCACUCAUCAAAGCCAUGAAAUAAGAAACUUACAUGCUUGGUUGCACAGAUCCAUAAUCCCAACCCCUGGGAGGCUGAGGCAGGAGAAUUGCCUUUGUUUUGUGGUUAUCUUGGCAUACCUAGUGAAUUUCAUGCCAGCCUGGGCUACAGAGUGAGACAUGUUUCAGACAUUAACCACCAAAGGCCAGGGUGGAGGUACACACCUGGAAUCCCAGCGCUUUGAAGGUGUGGACAGUAGGAUCAAGAAGUGAAGGUCAUCUUCACCUACACAGCACAGGAGUAAGAGGCCAGCCUGGAACACAUGUGACACUGUUAUAAAAUAAAUAGGCCAAGCAUGGUGGUGCAUGCCUUCAAUCUCAGCACUUAGGAG
This is a messenger RNA of Onychomys torridus (southern grasshopper mouse), 3026 nucleotides long. RefSeq names its product leukocyte immunoglobulin-like receptor subfamily B member 3. The record is from RefSeq and is a predicted model, not a curated record. Bases 72 to 2474 code for a protein of 800 amino acids. Gene Ontology annotation, molecular function: inhibitory MHC class I receptor activity. The transcript is spliced from 14 exons. Lineage: Eukaryota; Metazoa; Chordata; Mammalia; Rodentia; Cricetidae. Gene Ontology annotation, biological process: cytokine-mediated signaling pathway.